This is a messenger RNA of Orycteropus afer afer, 2340 nucleotides long. It is a transcript of the gene ADAM7, whose product is annotated as ADAM metallopeptidase domain 7. Gene Ontology annotation, molecular function: metalloendopeptidase activity. Gene Ontology annotation, biological process: proteolysis. Bases 1 to 2340 code for a protein of 779 amino acids. Gene Ontology annotation, cellular component: plasma membrane. Lineage: Eukaryota; Metazoa; Chordata; Mammalia; Tubulidentata; Orycteropodidae. The transcript has 22 exons. The record is from RefSeq and is a predicted model, not a curated record.
AUGAUUCCCGGGUAUACACUUUUGAUGAUUUUGUUCAUUUCUCAGUUUAAAGAAAAGGUAAUUCCUGGAGUAGAGGGUCAAGAACUGAUUUAUCCUAAAAGGAUCUCUCUAGUACAGAAGCGAGAUGUUGGGCACACUCAUGAACCUGACAUGCAGGAGACUUAUGAAGAUGAAGAAGAAUUGUUGUAUGAACUAAGGCUACACAGAAAAACUUUAAUACUUCAUCUUUUGAGAACAAGGGAGCUCCUAGCCACAAAUUACAGUGAAACUUACUCUUCCACAAAAGGAGAGGAGGUCACCAGGCAUCCUCAGAUCAUGGAUCACUGUUUUUACCAAGGAUCCAUCUUACAUGAAAUAGAUUCUGCUGCCAGUGUCAGCACAUGUAAUGGUCUGAGAGGAUUCUUCAGAAUAAAAGACCAAAGGUACCUCAUUGAACCAGUGAAAUACACAGAUGAAGGAGAACAUUUGGUGUUCAGAUAUAACCCAAAGGUGUAUUAUGCUGCCAAUUAUUCCUGUACAGAGUUCAAUUUUACCAGGAAUACUGUUCCAAGCACCAGUACUAAAUCUGUGGAAAAACACAACGUAGAAAGCAUCCCUAAAGAAAAAUAUAUUGAACUGUUCAUUGUUGCUGAUUACAAUGUGUAUCACAGGAAUACCAAUCCUUACAAUAAACUAAGGAACCGAAUUUUGGGAAUGGUCAAUUUUGUCAAUAUGAUUUAUAAAACUUUGAACAUUCAUGUAACAUUGGUUGGACUUGAAGUGUGGACAAAUGGAGAUCAAAUAAAAGUAGAUUCAAAUAUAGAAACAACUUUAUUACGUUUUUCAGCUUGGCAAGAAACAAUCAUUAAAAAACGAAAGACGUUUGAUCAUGCUGUGUUGCUCAGUGGGAAGUGGCUUUACACACAUGCACAAGGAACUUCUUAUCCAAAGGGUAUGUGCCUGCCGUAUUAUUCCUCCAGUGUCGUUAAGGAUCUCUUACCUGACCUAAAUAUAGCUGCAAACAGAAUUGCCCAUCAGUUGGGGCAUAGCCUUGGGAUGCAGCAUGAUGAAUUCCCAUGUGUCUGUAACUUUGGAAGAUGUGUAAUGGAUAGCAGUGGAAGCAUUCCUGCAGUAAAAUUUAGUAAAUGCAGCAAAAACCAAUACCUGAAAUACCUGAAGGAUUAUAAACCAACAUGCAUGUUGAAUAUUGUGUUUUCCGAUAAGUCAAAUGAUUUUCCAUAUUGUGGAAAUAAGAAGCUGGAUGAAGGAGAAGAGUGUGAUUGCGGCUCUGCUCAGGAAUGCACUAAUCCUUGCUGUGAUGCAGAAAAAUGUGUGUUGAAGCCAGGAUUUACCUGUGCAGAAGGAGAAUGCUGUGUAUCCUGUCAGCUGAAGGAAGCAGGGUCCACAUGCAGACCAGCAAAAGAUGAAUGUGACUUUCCUGAAGUGUGUACUGGCCACUCCCCUAAGUGUCCUAAGGACGAAUUCCAAGCAAAUGGCUUCCCUUGCAAGAAUGAGGAAGGCUACUGCUUCAUGGGGAAGUGUCCCACCCGGGAUGAUCAGUGCUCUGAAUUGUUUGAUGAUGAAGCAAAAGGGAGUCAUGAUAUCUGCUACAAUAUGAAUAAAAAAGGAGAUGAAUUCGGAUACUGCAAGAACACAAAAAACAGUUUUGUUCCCUGCGAAGAGAGGAAUGUCAAAUGUGGAAAGAUAUACUGCACUGGAGGACAACAUUCACCUCACUGGGGAGAAUAUAAGACCUAUCACCUUCAGGUUCCAAAGAAGAACACAACCAUCGAAUGUAGAACCUUUUUUCUGUACCGUAAUUCUGAAGAUGUUGGCCUGGUGGCUCCUGGAACAAAAUGUGGACAUGGGAUGGUGUGCAGCAAAGGUGAAUGUGUCAAUAUCAAAACGACCUACAAUUCAACCAAUUGCUACUUUCAGUGCAAAGAAAAUACUGUAGAUGGCCAUGAGGCUGCUUGCCUCUGUGAAGAACAGGAAUCUCUAGACUGGGAAGAAACGUUAAAUGUUACCAAUAUUGCCAUCUUGGUUGUGGUGCUUGUGCUGGUUGUUACUGGUGUCGGAAUUGUCACAUUAUUAAUUCGUCAUCAAAAAUGUACUAAGUUGAAGCAAAUUCACAGCCCACCUGCAGAACUGGGAGUAGAGAAUAAGGGAUACUUUGGUGAUGAAACACAAGCAAGGAAUGAGCCAGUCUUACCAGAUAUUCAUCCACUACAAAAACCUGCAAGUAAAGAUCCAAGAGGAAUUGCAGAUCCCAAUCCAAUUGCCAAAAUGGUAUCAGGGUUAUUUAUACUGGCUUCAGAGAAAGAGUUAUGGGGUGUUCCUUCCUCUUCUAUGUUCGUGUAG